AUGCCGAGAAAACCAGAUUAUGGUGAGAGCAAAGACCGUGAGUCUUCUAAACAAGUGAAUAUAACCGCAUCUUCGAGGAGGCAUGGUAGUAGGGGUUCGUCUACUCCCGGAUCAAGUAGUGACCAAGCUGGUGCUGCAAUUUCGAAGCUGAAUGAGUUUUUCAAUCAGAACAGUAGUAGUAAACAGGACGAGGAUGGAGAUGAGUUCAUGGUCAGCGACAGUAGAAUGGUUAUUGACAACGAUGAUGGCGAUGACUCGGAUGAACAAGAUCAGGUUGACCUUAGUCGUCCAUCUGGUCAUCGUUAUCGCCGUCGACAAAGUCGAGUAGAAGGAAGUGGUAGUGUCGCUGGUUUUCGGGGUGAUGAUGAUGUUGGAGUAUUUUUGCAUGAGGAGGAUGAAGACCAUAGCAAUAUUCAAGCAUAUGCGGAUGAAGGCGAUGAUGACGUUGACGACGACGACGAUGAUAUAGAGUACGAGCAUCAUCAUUAUCAUCAUGACGAGGAUGACGAUGACGAUGAUGAUAACGAUGAUGACGACGAUGAUGACGACGACGACGACGAUGAUGAAGACAACGACGACGAUAAUGAACAUCCUCACCAGGAUGAGGAGGAUGACAAUGAAGACGAUGACGAUGAGAUAUCACGGCGUAGUCGCCGACACCUCUUGGACUAUCUAUCUGAGGGACUUAUGAUGUCGGGAUUCAGCACACGAGUACGCCCUAUUUUGAAUGCAAUCAAAGAUCAUGGAGACCCCAGUGCAGUUCUUAUGGGUUUGCAAGAGUUAGCAGAUAAUCUACUAAUAUCCACGGAAGACUCUUUGAUUGGCUAUUUUCCCACUGAUGAAUGUGUUCGUGAGCUUGUCCGUAUUCUGAACGAGCCUAUAUAUGAGGACAGUCCCGAAAUCGUGCUGUUAGCUUGUCGUGAUAUUGCAAACCUUAUUGAGGUCUUACCGUCGUCAGUGUCCUCCAUUGUUCAAACCGACUGCAUUCAAGUUUUAUGUCAAAAGCUACUCGAAAUUCAGUACAUUGAUGUUGCUGAACAAGCCCUAGCAGUAAGUGAUAAUUGA
This is a messenger RNA of Sugiyamaella lignohabitans, 1065 nucleotides long. It is a transcript of the gene UFD4, whose product is annotated as putative ubiquitin-protein ligase UFD4. Gene Ontology annotation, cellular component: nuclear speck. Bases 1 to 1065 code for a protein of 354 amino acids. The record is from RefSeq and is a predicted model, not a curated record. Gene Ontology annotation, biological process: proteasome-mediated ubiquitin-dependent protein catabolic process; protein polyubiquitination. Lineage: Eukaryota; Fungi; Ascomycota; Dipodascomycetes; Dipodascales; Trichomonascaceae. Gene Ontology annotation, molecular function: ubiquitin protein ligase activity. The transcript has a single exon.